CGAGCACCAACAACCUGCAACAACUUCGUGACCAGAAUCAAUUCUACACCUUUUACCAGGAUAGUAACUUUCUUUCGGAAAAAUUAGAAUUGCCUUGAUAUUACUUUAUUUAGGUUUGGAGAGGGACAUUUGCGACUAGGGCAUUUAUCAUUAUGUGGUUGGAUGGCUUAUGAUAGUAUUUGAUUGCAGCUCUCAAACAAUUCAUCUAAAUGGUUUUGAAGUUCUGUUGACUUCAGUAAAUUAUCUCGUGUCAGUUCCGAAGUCCAGAACUAUGUCUACCAUCUGAUUUAUAUUAUUGUGCGUUUUGGUGUUGAAGACAAGAGUUUAUCCCAGGCUAUUUAACCUAUCGAUGUGACUCAACGAAGAACGUUCAUUUCGUGAGGAGGAGUUUUCCAAAUUUACAGGGAAUCUGUGCUCGUAUCCGGCAUGCUGGCUUUCUUAGUUGGACUUUUAUACCUAGUGAGUGGACGCACGGUGCGCGCUCAGGAUGCGACAGGUAGCCGCUUCUUCUGCUCCGCCAUCCCGGCGGGCGCCGACCCUAGCUGCUCGUUCGACCCCAACGGUAACCGCGUGCAGAGCACCAGCCCCGUGGAGGACGAGCUACGGAACACCAUCCUCCAACUCCGGGAGAACAUCCUCCAGCAGAAGGAGACUAUCGUGAGUCAGCAGGGCACUAUCAAGGAGCUGAACUCCAAACUGGCGCGCUGCGAGGCGGCCGCGGAGGACUCUGCGAGCAGGUCCAGGGGCCAGAGCUCCAGGCGGAAGGACUACAGUAAGAACACAAUGGGAGACCUUCCCAGGGACCCCACGGAAACUAUAGACCAGCUGGGAAAGACCAUGCAGGGGCUCACGGGUCGGUUGGAGAAUCUGGAGCAGCAGCAGUUGCGUGCCAACACGUCAGCAGCAGCAGCAGGUGCGGGUGGGAAUGCAGUGGGGCCCCUACCGGCGGAGCUGCGGGAGCUGCUGAAGCACCGUUUGGGGGCCCUAGAGGGCCAGCUUCUGAGGAAGGUGGCCGAGCUGGAGGAAGAGAAGAGCCAGCUGUACAACGAGACGGCUGCCCACCGUCAGCGUACCGAGAGCACCCUCACCUCACUGCUGGAGAGGAUCACAGAGCUGGAGAGAAGUAACAACGCAUUUAAGUCCCCAGAGGAUUUCAAGGUGUCUCUCCCCCUGCGCACCAAUUACCUAUACGGACGCAUCAAGAAGAGUCUCCCUGAGAUGUAUGCCUUCACAGUGUGCAUGUGGCUGAAGUCCAGCGCCAGCCCUGGUAUAGGAACCCCCUUCUCCUACGGGGUGCCAGGACAGGCCAAUGAGAUCGUGCUCAUCGAGUGGGGCAACAACCCCAUAGAGCUGUUGGUCAACGACAAAGUGGCCCAAUUGCCCCUGUCGGUGAGCGAUGGCCGCUGGCACCACAUAUGCAUCACCUGGACGACGCGGGACGGCUUCUGGGAGGCGUACCAGGACGGGGAGAGGCUGGGCACUGGGGAGAACUUGGCCCCCUGGCACCCAAUUAAACCUGGAGGGGUGAUCAUCCUGGGACAGGAACAGGACAUGGUGGGGGGUCGUUUCGACGCCACCCAGGCCUUCGUUGGCGAGCUGAGCCAGUUCAACAUGUGGGACCGGGUCCUCCGUCCUGUGGACAUCAUGGGAAUGGCCAACUGCUCCUCCUACAUGCCCGGGAACAUUGUUCCCUGGAUCGACACCAACGUCGAAGUCAUGGGAGGAGCAUCCAAGGCGGCGUUGGAGAUCUGCGAGGACCGUAUGUUCGAACCGUAAAGGAGUUGGAUGUGUAACGUUGUUAUGACACUGGGUUCCGAAGGUUCCGGAGGCUUGAGAGGUGGUUCUGGUUCCGCGCUCUCUGUGCUGCUUCAGAAACACCCCUCAAGGAGCAAAAAGGGCUCAACGGGUAUUGCCUUUGUUUACAGACCUAGAUCUAGUAAAUGGGUCAACUUCUUGUUUUCCCAAUGUGUUUUGCUGUGAUUUUCCAUGCUUUACUACAUGGCUCACAAGUUCAUGCCCAUUCCAACGGGAUUCUAACUAGAGGAUUUUUACAGAGAACCCACUUGAGACUGAGGACUCUAUACUCUGUAUUCUGUCUUUUACUCCUUUAGCUAGAGAUCCUUUUGACUGAGUCAUGUUUGAACACAGCUCCUCUCUAAGGCAUUUCAAACUGAUAAUCGAGCACUGUACUGUACUCAGUGAAUGUGAGCUAAUAUAUAACCCAUAGAAGCUUUUAUUGUGUUGUGUGGACAGCUAUUUCUGAGUUGCAUGGCAAACUUCUCCGGUACGUUAUGUGAGCUUGUGUUCCUUUGCAGUAAAAAGAAGCCCCAUGUUCCAGGGAGGGAUAUUGAUGAGUAUUGAUGAGUAUAGAAUAUUAAGGCAACAGUGGAAUAGACCAUUGACUUCAUGUGGAGUCAUUUUAAACGUGUGCAUGUGUUUUGACUUGUCACUGGGAGUAUUGAGUGCCAAAGUUAAUGCAUGCGUACUGUAUGUGUGUAUAUGUGUGUGCAUAUGUACAUGCACAGGUGGGUGUGUUUACUGUAAUAGCAGUUUGUGUGUGUGUGGGUGUGUGCACGCUCUCGUUGUGUAAAAGGCCCUAGAGAUUAGUGACGAGGACAUUCACAUUCUUGUAAAUCUAUUCUAAUACCUCUCCUCCCCUUGAGCAGCUGCCAUCCCAAGCAGCUUUGUGCAGCGGCCGGCCCAGGCAGGUUAAAAGCAAAGUCAGAAAGCUGCCGAGGACUGGCGGGAAGCCGGGAAUUCAGCGCUCUGUGUGCCACACUGGGGGAGCGUGGGUUGGAAUGGGAAGCCAGGGACUGGAUGACCUUCAAGGAAGGAUUUUAUCCAUAAUCUGUGAUAGUAAAUAUCAUGUUUGUCAAAUUAAUGAGAAGAUGAAUGUGAGCUAUUUUACUAUCCCGUUGCAUUGUAUAAUAUAGAAAAAUGCCUAUAUAAGCCAGAGAGACGCUAUGAAAAUGAAGACUGUGAAACUAAAGAUGAGGAGAGAUCUGAAUGUUUCUGGUUGGAACAAGACAAAAAGCACUGGAACACUUUGCUAUGUUUCCGUUUGUAGAAAAUGUCUUUAAUUUCCUUAGAGAUAAG
Molecule: messenger RNA, 3096 nt
Organism: Oncorhynchus mykiss (rainbow trout)
Lineage: Eukaryota; Metazoa; Chordata; Actinopteri; Salmoniformes; Salmonidae
Source: RefSeq, a predicted model, not a curated record